This is a messenger RNA of Prorocentrum cordatum, 277 nucleotides long. NCBI's taxonomy places the organism in Eukaryota, Dinophyceae, Prorocentrales, Prorocentraceae. The record is from the annotation of a GenBank genome assembly.
GGCCAUGGCGGCGGGCGAGGACCCCUGGGCCCGGCGGCAGCUGGACGAGGUGGCGAGCCUGCGCGCCAUCUUCUUCGAGGAGGGCGCCGUGUCCGUGGAGGAGGCAGCGCUCUCGGCGCUGGAGGACUUCGCGCUGGGCCAGGAGCGCGGCCGCCCGCCGGCGGCGCCGCCGCCGCUGGCGCUGUCCGUGCGCGCGUACGCCGCGGGCGCGGCCGCCGUGCGGCUGGCGGCGGUGCUGCCGCACGGCUACCCGCGGGCCUGCUGCGAUGGCCCGCUG